CCCUCCAAGAGGGGCAAGAAGAAGAAGGGCAGGCGGGGAGUCAAAGCCCUGAAAGUCCAGUCGGACCAGGGCUGUGCUGACAACAACGGACCCAUUGACCUGAUGGAGGAGGUGAGGGACAUCGAGGCUCACCUGAAGGAGGAGGCCUGGAAGGUGGUACAUGAGGUGAAGGCCAUGGGCAGGAGAAGUUUGGGCUUGGACAUGUCCACGGGGGAAAUAGCCACCAGCUCUCUGGGAAGCCUGAGCUCAGUGGAUAUGAACACACCUGCUGAGCUCCGUGACUACUUGGAUGUUGGGACCCCGGUCAAGUUGCGUGACAGCCCACCCAGGCCUGCUCCCCCUCCUACCAAGCCCAGGAGCAAACUGCCUCGGCCUAUAAGGUUCCUCAGCCUGCCAAAGGCUGCCACCGGCUCAGGGAGAAGAAGAUCGAGGGCUUGACCUCUCUCCGUGUGAUGGCUCAGAACCACAUGGACAUACUGAUGCCUAAACUCCAUGAUAUCUGCCUUGCCAUUAUAAAUGAGGUGAAGAACCUGCGCUCUGCAGUGUCCUGUGCUGCCAUGGCCACACUGGGUGACAUGUACGUUCACCUCCAGAGGGCCAUGGACAGUGAGGUGGAGGGGACGGCACGCGUGCUGCUCCACAAAGCCAGCGAGGCCAACGCCUUCAUCCGGCAGGGCGCCAACUUUGCCCUGGGUCACAUGGUGCAGAGCUGCACCCCUACCCGUGUCAUGAAUGCCCUGCUGGUCGGUGGGCUGAGCCACCGUAACGCUGCGGUGAGGAGCUGCACUGCUCAGCACCUGGAGAGACUGGCUGAGGUCAUGGGGACGGCUCGUCUCCUGUCGGGGAAGAAAGACCUCACUGACCGUUUCUUGAUUGCCGUCAGUAAACUGGCUGUGGACCCUUCACAGGAAGUCAGGUGGGAAGUUCCUCCUGUAAAGUAGCUUGCUUCAACAUAACAGUUAAGGCCGGGAUUCAAUCCAUGGCUCGCUAUAGCACUAGAUCGCCGA
Oncorhynchus mykiss (rainbow trout) is the source of this 1007-nucleotide messenger RNA. The record is from RefSeq and is a predicted model, not a curated record. Lineage: Eukaryota; Metazoa; Chordata; Actinopteri; Salmoniformes; Salmonidae.